Messenger RNA from Salarias fasciatus (jewelled blenny), 1274 nucleotides. RefSeq names its product zinc finger, AN1-type domain 6 (gene zfand6). Gene Ontology annotation, molecular function: DNA binding; zinc ion binding. The record is from RefSeq and is a predicted model, not a curated record. Lineage: Eukaryota; Metazoa; Chordata; Actinopteri; Blenniiformes; Blenniidae.
CAAUCAGAGCGGGCGGUGUGUCGGUCAUUGUAGCUGGAUGAGUAUGAUGUCGGAUGUCAACUGGGUAUAAAGGAAGAAAAAGGAGGUGCAGAGAAGGAAUUUGGGGCGCUUAUCGAGGAGGGACAUGGCCCAGGAGACCAACCAGACCCAGGCCCCUCUGCUCUGUUCCACCGGCUGCGGUUUCUACGGCAACCCCAGGAACAAUGGCAUGUGCUCGGUGUGCUACAAAGACUUCCUUCAAAGACAGAACAGCAGCGGACACGUCAGCCCGGCAGGCUCUUCUGCUGAGAGCAGCGUUGGAGAGUCUCUGCUCGCUCAGCGCUCCGACGGCGCAUCAGUCGUUUCACCAGCAGCCUCGUCCCCGGCACACACUCAGCCCGCUCACUGCAGUGGGACGCCUACAGCCUCGGCGACCCCAGAGGAGGGGAGCAGCUCAGGAGCAGCCGUCACUCUGACAGCAGAACAGCUACCCACGUCUGAACCGGAGGUGGUUGUGGAGUCUUCGGCUCAGACCGAGGAGAAACCCAAACCCAAGAAGAACCGCUGCUUCACCUGCAACAAGAGAGUCGGACUGACAGGCUUCGACUGUCGCUGCGGGAACGUCUUCUGCUGCCUGCACCGAUACUCCGACGUCCACAACUGCACCUUCGACUACAAAGCCGACGCGGCGGAGAAGAUCAGGAAAGAAAACCCCGUCAUCGUCGGCGAGAAGAUCAAGAAGAUAUGAACGCAGCCGGAGAAUAAAACCCCAGACGACUGGACGCUCCCGGCCUCAUGCUCCUGUUUCUUUCCUCUUCUUUUCGGAUUCCUCUGAUGAUUCAGACGUUUGCCAGUGAACUCCUUGUUUGUAUGAUUCUAAUCUGAUUUCUAUUUUGCGAACACUGAAUAUGAGAGCGUUUUAUGUUAUUCAAGCCCUGUCGCUUUUCCAAAUAUAUAUAAAUAUAAGUUCACAAAGUGCACGUACGCUUGCCAGUGAUUUCUCCGUUCAUCACCUCGCCUCUUCCUGUGUAGCCUCGUUUCUCACCCCCAUGUCGUUAAGAGUUUAUAAGAAGUGGCUGCUGGUUUGAUUCUUCCUCACAAGACUGCGUGUGUGUGUGUGUGUGUGCGUGUGUGUGUGCGUGUGUGUGUGUGUGUGUGUGAGACGGGUGUUCAUGAAAAGCAUGUUUGAGUUUGUAGUUCAUAUUAAGAAAAGAAGGGCCAAUAGUUACUGUGGUGUAUUUAUGUUGAUGGACUGUGUUUAUUUCUAAUGAAAAAAUAAAAAAAAGACGAUAUGA